Suillus subalutaceus is the source of this 2202-nucleotide messenger RNA. RefSeq lists its product as uncharacterized. NCBI's taxonomy places the organism in Eukaryota, Fungi, Basidiomycota, Agaricomycetes, Boletales, Suillaceae. Bases 164 to 1990 code for a protein of 608 amino acids. The transcript is spliced from 4 exons. The record is from RefSeq and is a predicted model, not a curated record.
UAGAAACCUGAUGCACGUAUUCCGCUCCUUGAUUUUGAAUUGUCACUACCCAAGGUUCGCUCUCGACACUCUUGAUUCCCCCUACAACUUGCGUUUGGCGCACUCGGACAAAUUAAGCAGAUCUUUUGUUCGCAUUGAACGUUUAGUGAAACCCGAGGUGACGAUGCAGCGCAACGGCCACGGCGACCAUGUCGACGCUGUUGCGCAGGACGCCACGCUACUACCUGGCACUGUGCCGCUGCCGCAGGCAUUAGCCUCGAUGUCUGUCAUAGAAUGGGAUUGGGAUGUCGAACACCACGACCGACGGCUCGAGGCCAAAGCGGACGCAGCACUACAUGGCGCACAACCUUUUCAAGUCGACCGAAGAGUUCUUAAAGACGUCGUACGAGAGAUGACAGGCUGUGAAGUCGGGAGAAUAAAUUUCUUGAGUUCUGAUGUCUAUUACUAUGAUGCAAAUCCCUACAAUCGCCUAGGGGGCGAGUAUAUCCUCAUGUCGAAGGCGAAGGGCGUUCCCCUGUCACGCGUAUACUACUCGCUCUCUAAUGAAGAACUCAAAUCUCUAUUUGCGAAUGUUGCAGCUAUCAUAAUACCCUUGUUCGCACAGCGUUUCUCACACAUCGGAUCACUAUAUCUAGAGGGUGCAGGCACAGGCGCACCCACUCCUCUUUCGGUCGGGUCAUCAAACUCUCCGACACCAACUGUGACGCGUCCUACAAUUAACGGCUUUAAAUUCAUGCCACUAUUGUCAUUGAGUUCCUUUUCCAAUGCCACAGGACCCCUAGCAAGACCAGUCACACGGCCAACUUCGGCUAGAGAUUCUCAUAUUGGUCCUAUCGUGUCAUGGCCCUUCUUCGGAUCCAACCGCGGGGACCUCUCCCAUCCAAAUGAGAUUGACCGUGGUCCGUGGUCUAGUACUCAUUCGUAUCUUGCCUCGUGCGUGGACCGGGAGGUCCGGGGCGUGGUUCUCGAGAAUGAGGGCAAGUCGGCACCGCAUCGGUUACAUCUUGACCCGGAUGAAAUUCAAUCUUCUCGGCAUCACCACUUGAACGCAGUACCCGGCGAUCAGAGUGAUGAUAGUGAUGAAUGGGACGCACAGGAGAGCGAGGAGGAAUGGGAUGGCCCUGGUGAUGUCAUGUACAGGGAUUACAGGCGCAUGCAGAGAAGCACGUUCCUAAUCGCCCACAUCAUGCGACGGGAAGAAUCUGUACGAAAGGAGAUGGGUCGCUGGAUGCGCAUAAUGGAGGGACUCGGGGCGCGCGGGGAUCAUUCUGGGGAGACCGAAGAGUUCGGCCUGGACUGCCACGACAUAAGCCUGGAGAACGUAUUUGUCAACGAAAACGACCCCACGGAAAUAACAUGUGUUAUUGACUGGGAAUCCACAACCACCCGACCACUCUGGGCAUGUGCUCAUCUUCCAACCUUCCUGCAAUCCAGUCCAUUCACGACUCGUAUGUUCCGAGAAGCGGUCGAGGAUUUGGCUCGUGACCGAGCCCCUCGGCCAACGCACGCAGGAAAGAACAAUGGUAAACCCGUGAAUGUUGUUGCGGUCGCAAAAGAGUGGCUGCAUUACGAAGCCAUCGGUGCACGGCUGCGCAUGGCUCACAGGUGUGCCGAAUGGGACGGAUGGGAGGAAGGCCUGGUCGAUAGUAUACUUGGGCCUGAGGACACUGAGGACGAAUGGUUCAAAGACGCCGAGUGCACUGCAGAUGCGCUGUCUGCCUCAAGUGCGCCUGUGUGUGCAGAGAGCCAAGCGAGCAGCUGCGGGGCUAAUUCCGGUGCUCUGCAUGCUGCGUCAUUCAAGCGGCGAAAGAAGGCUGGGCACAUACCCUUGAAGAAGGAGCGGGAGAAAGAGCAGAUGCUGAAUACCACUGGUGAUAUUUGUGGUGGGCGAGGCGGGGAACUGGGGCGUAGACUAGAGGCCUGGCUGAGCGUCAACGGGGACGGGACGAGGAAGAAUUGGGACGAGGAGUAUGAUGCGGAGGCGGAGUGAAUGUGUCGUAUUUUGGACUGUUUCUUCGGUAUGUAGACUGGAUCUCUGAAUUAUGCUCAUAUGCUACGCCUGGACUUAAUACUGUACGAUACACACCCUUACGCACUCAUACUUGCAAUUGUUCACACGCAAUAUUCCUUUACCUUUACCCUUUGGCUUCGUCUGCUCGUUGUCAAUUGAUAAUUGUAUACAACUCAACGCAUGAGCGCUAA